Trematosphaeria pertusa is the source of this 1772-nucleotide messenger RNA. RefSeq lists its product as uncharacterized. NCBI's taxonomy places the organism in Eukaryota, Fungi, Ascomycota, Dothideomycetes, Pleosporales, Trematosphaeriaceae. Gene Ontology annotation, molecular function: protein binding. Bases 131 to 1450 code for a protein of 439 amino acids. Gene Ontology annotation, cellular component: U5 snRNP. The transcript has a single exon. The record is from RefSeq and is a predicted model, not a curated record.
CGCCGCACUGGCCCAAGCUUCCAGCUCGAGAAGCCAGAGGCUCCAAAUAUCCGGACGUCACUCCAAGCCGCACACAGCAACAUCCUCCCCGUGUAUCUGCGCUGCCGAGUGCCAGCGCCUAUUACCCAUCAUGGCGAGCUCUUCGGGCAACUUCAAUCCCGCGCGGCCAAAACGCGCCGGGGAUCAUUUCACUCGAACUCACCACCAGGACAUUGACGAGCCUUCGGCGAAGAAACCUCGCUUCGACCCGCGGAAUCCCUCAACUCUUGCUCCAGAUAACGACGAUGAAGACGACCCUGCCCUAGAGGCUGAUGUCAUCGGGAAAGGCGCUGGAAUAAAGCGCAACGCCGUGAACAUCGACGGCUACGAUUCGGACAGCUCUACCGAGAACUUCGACACUCGCGCCGAAGCCCGAAGCAAAAAGUCUGCCCCCAAAAAGGAUGACGAUGACGAUGACGAUAUGUUUGCAGAGGAGGACAAGGAUGAUGAGCAGGACGAGGAUACUCGACGCGGGGAUAAAAGGAAGAAGCAGCUGCGCUUUUUGCAAGACAACGAAAUAGAGGGACAGGAGGACACUAGCAAGUCUGGAGGGCAUGUUGCCGUCGAUUUUCGUGCGGGCACAGCCAUGCAGACGGAUGAGGUUGGGAGCAGUAGUGAGAGUGAGGAUGACGAAGAGGAGCGCGACAGGCUGGAUCCCGGCAUGGACGAAGAGAUAGGCGCCGGAGGCAAGAAGAGACAUGCGCCGAAGCUAGACGCCUUUAAUAUGAAAGCCGAACAGGAAGAAGGGCGCUUCGAUGAGGCCGGCAAUUACGUCCGGAAAGCCUAUGACCCCGAAGCCGCACAGGAUGCAUGGUUAGAUGGCGUAUCUAAAAAGGACAUUAAGCGCGCGAAAGAAGCGCACGAAAAGAGGGAGGCCGAGCGUAGGGAACGCGAACGAGCUGAGGACUCCAUUGUUACAAGCGAUGUACUCUCUACAAUGAUCCUGCAUCUGGAUGUGGGGGAGACGCCUAUGGAGGCACUAGUGCGGCAUGGGAAGGCUGUUCCCAAGAAGAAGACCACUACAUGGAACAAGAAGAAGAAAAGCCAAGAAAUGGACGUGGAACCAGAUCUAGCCCAGGAAGCUGCCGCAACCAAGGCAAAAGAGGCGAUCGACGCCAUCACCGAAUGCGCAAGCCGCUUGACGGAUCGGGGCGUGGAAAAUGUCUACGAGCUUCCCCGCGAGAUGAUUAUGCGCCAAUACAAGCGAGAGACGGGCGAGGACUGGAAGAAUCCGAGUCCGGAUGUGCAAUGGGAAUUUCACUGGCUUACCGCGCCCGAGGGAGACAUCAACGGGCCCUACGAUACCGAGACAAUGCAAGCGUGGGGGCAAAAUGGACAGUUCGAAGCUGGCGCCGAGUUCCGCCGCGUCGGAGAGACGGAAUGGUCAAGACUACUGGACUUCGAAGACUGAACCCUCCAUUGCAUCGCUCGAAACUAAGUCACACCGUUCAACGGGAGAGACUUGUACCAGUGUUCUCCGAGAGCAAUUCGCGACACCAAGGGCAUUUCCUCUCAGUUGCGAUGAGACGCAUCAUGUUUACAAUGUUAUCGCCAAUAGAGGAGCCGGUUCAACGGGCUGCGGAAAGAGAUCCCGCCGACGUGGACACGCUCUUGCGGUAGGGAAUUCUCCAGAUUUAGGGGCUCGCCGUACAAAUAAGUAGGAUUGCUCGUACAGCUGACUAUACGCUUCAUUGUGCGCACCCGCGGAGGCCUCCAGGGUAGCUGUUACGCAC